Messenger RNA from Ziziphus jujuba (common jujube), 1114 nucleotides. RefSeq names its product small ribosomal subunit protein uS10c. Gene Ontology annotation, biological process: translation. The transcript has 4 exons. The coding region runs from base 116 to 739 and encodes 207 amino acids. Gene Ontology annotation, molecular function: structural constituent of ribosome; RNA binding. The record is from RefSeq and is a predicted model, not a curated record. Gene Ontology annotation, cellular component: small ribosomal subunit; ribosome; mitochondrion. Lineage: Eukaryota; Viridiplantae; Streptophyta; Magnoliopsida; Rosales; Rhamnaceae.
AGGAUUUUGGAUAAUUCUUCAUGGCAGUGUUGAGAAAGGAAGAGAGGCUGUCUCUCACUCUUUCAAAGCAAAAACCAGAGAGAGAGAAACAACACGAAAAAGAUUCAGAAAUCAAAUGGCUGUCUCUUCCAUAUCUGCAACCCUUGUUCCUUCUCUUCCAUUCCCCAAGUCUUCACCUUUUUCUCAUUCCAACCCAAAGCUCUCUUCUUUCUCUUUGGCCUCUGCUAACUGUUCCUUGAAGCUAAGAGCUCUAAAACCCUCACAAUCUUUUACUAGAGUUUAUGCUGCUCCUGAAGUCUUAGAAUCGCAAGACACUCUACAACCCCCUCCAGAAACUCUAGAUGGGUCCGGCUCUGAUGCCAGUGAGGUUGGAGGUUCUGAGAUUCCCAGCACAUCGUCACUUAGUGUUGGUGCUGACGCUGAUAAGUUGGCACCAAAGCAGAAAAUCAGGAUAAAGCUUAGGUCUUACUGGGUGCCUCUGAUAGAGGACUCCUGCAAGCAGAUAUUGGAUGCGGCGAGGAAUACUAAUGCAAAAACAAUGGGUCCAGUGCCCUUACCAACCAAAAAGCGAAUCUACUGUGUUCUUAAAUCACCACACGUGCACAAGGAUGCAAGGUUCCAUUUUGAGAUUCGUACUCAUCAGCGCCUGAUUGAUAUUCUUUACCCAACUGCACAAACGAUAGAUUCUUUGAUGCAACUUGACCUUCCUGCUGGAGUUGAUGUGGAGGUCAAGCUUUGAAGAAGCAGGGUUGCUGCUUCUGUAUGGUCUCUUCUCUUGCUAAAUGUUAGGGGCUGAAUUUCUUUGGAAGACAUGUAUCUGUUGGAAAAUUACCAUGGUGAACAUUAAUAUUGUAGAGUGACUGCUGAAUCAAAGUUUGUAGAAAGAAGUCCAGCAGUCACUCUAUUUUGGAGAUGUUUUAGGCAGUACUUGUGCAAACACCUGCCGCCUCGAAUUGGAAGUGAAUAGUGAGCGUAAAGAGUGGCGGUUUAUGUAAGCGUGCAUUUGUAUUUCUGUUAAAUUUUCUAUUGUGGAUUUACAUGAUGCUCACCUUAACAUGCAAUGUCAUACUAUUGAACUAUCAAAAUUCAUUAUCAGUUCUUUUAUUCUUGAUAA